AUGCCUAGAUUUUCAGUUGCCUUUGCCAGGCGGAAGAGCACCGCAGACGAAAUCGAAAAUGCCGAGGUAACACCACCUGGACAGUCUUCGUUUAGAGUCCUGGAACGACACGAUUAUUCGGGCGUUAAAUCGUUUGACGGAGGGGCGAAGAUGGCCAGAUCCACUGGAUCUCUACUUCCCAAGCCUGACUAUCAAGCAGAUGACAACAUGUUUUCUGAGAUGAAGGCUAACCGUGGAAGUGGCUUGUCCAACAACACCACGAACACCACGUCUACCGAUACGUCUUCACGCCACAGUAAUGCAUCGACAGCCCCGUCGUCGGCCGACUUCAGUGGAGGCAACUUGUUCCACGAUGACCAUCGAAAUGGACCGCCCAAGAGUUCAUCAUCGGAUAUGCAUGGCCGUGGGAAUUCCAACAAAUCCAUCGGAUCCAAAUUCUUAGACCGGGCUGGCCGUACCUUUUCGUUUGGUGGGCAAAAGAAGCAUACCAUCCCCCCACCGCUGGAGGACCCUCUUAUGCCGGACUUGCCGCCGCCUAUGCCUAUCAUGGCUGAACCAGGACGCACUGGAUCUAGAGGUACGACUACAUAUACGCAGGCCCCAACCAUUCCCCGCAAGCCAGCUCCCCGUAAUACCAAUGUUUUAGACCUUGGUAGUGACUUUGGAUCAAUGUUUUCAGGAUCAGGUUUCGAAAAGAGAGCAAGCAUGGCCACGCUUAAGAACGACGACUUGGCUUCUCCCCGGCUCCUCACAGGCAACCCUCAGGGCCACCAACCGUUUCCGCGCAGCCCAGACGCGGCCACACCAUCCGAGCCGUUGCUCAAUUCAUGGAAUACGCCCAAGUCCAAUUCUCCCGCUCGACAACCACAGGCUAGGAGGUCCCCCCCAGCUGAGCAACCCCCAGCUCGUCAGCAAUCCACUCCUCGUCAGCAACCUCCGGCUCGCCAGCAGCCACCAGCUCACCAGCAGCCGCCACCUCACCAGCCACCACCACUCCUUUCGGCCGAAGAUGAUGAGUUUGAUGAAAACCCACAACAGGGGCGAUACCGGCGGGAGGAGGAUAGCUUUACGGCGGUCCCACGAGCCAAGACUGCUCCCAUCGCCAACUCUGGAAAGAAUGGAGACGGCAUCCAGGAUGCCAACAGGCCUCGAUUCCCGAAGCCGAACAUUCGAUAUGUACCCCCUGAUGGUGCACCUCGAAACAAGGUCAUGACCCCAGCUGAAUUCGAAAAAUACCGGGAGGACAAGAUUCGCCAUGAUAGAUCGAACAGCACGGCAAAGGAUGAUGAGGAAGAGGAGAUCAACUACGAAGAUGAAGAAGAUGAGGCUGAAAAGUCUAAGCAGCAGGCAAAGCAGAGACGGAAGCAGGAGGCUCACAUGGCUGUGUACCGACAGCAGAUGAUGAAGGUUACUGGCGAAACCACUCCAACAAAUGCGGCAGCGCCUCCGCCCAUGCUGGCACCUGCAACUGCGGUGUCUGGCGCCUCUGAUGAGGGCGAUGAUGACGAGGAGAUCCCGCUUGCCAUUUUGCAGGCGCAUGGGUUUCCCAACAAGAAUCGACCCCCCACCAGGCUCAGCACAAUGGGAUCAAACCCUAACAUCCGAGCCUCAGCAAUGCUCAUGCCAGGGCGCCCAUCGUCAGCAAUGGGAGAAUCUGCUGCUUCCCGACGCCACUCCACCCUCCCAGCUUUUGCACGAAACUUGCCCCAGGACCCGUUCAUUGGAGCGAGCAUUGCCCAGCCUGCCCUUCGGGAGUCUCUAUCAUUCAAUGAUAUGGGCCUGGGCCCUAAGCCACCUUCUCCGCUGCCUCCCGGAGGUCUUGUUGGCGUAAUUGCCAGCGAGGAGCGACAGAGAGCAAUGCGACGUGGAAGCCCAAGCGUCGACCCUUCGAGACUAAUGGGCAGUGGCUUCUCUACUCCUGUAGGAGUCGACCCUGCUGCCGGGAUCCCCCCGCACAUGAUGUACCCCCAGGGUCAGAUGGGAGGCAUGGGAGGUAUGGGAGGCAUGGGAGGUGGAAUGCCUGGCAUGAUGCCCCCCAUGAUGCAGCCGCCGAUGAUUAGCGCUGGCGACCAAGCUCAGCUCCAGAUGACGCAGCAAAUGUCGCAGUUUAUGCAGAUGCAGAUGCAAUUCAUGCAAAUGAUGGCUGCGAAUCAAAACGGCGGCGUGCCACAGCAGCAGGCGCCGCAGCUGCAGCCACCUUUCCAGCAGCCCUAUGGCGGUUUGAUGGGCAAUCAGUCCAUGGUUGACAUUUCUUCUCGUGCCUCCAUGAUGGGCGACCAGACUCUGGAACCUCGCCGUGGCGAUUACGGCAGCAUGCGGACGAUGAGCAUGGUUCAGCCUAGCUCAGCGCCGAUGGCUCAUCCUGGAUACGCUGGAUCUAUUCGAUCAUCUAUCCAUGGUUAUACGCCGUCGAUUGCGCCGUCAGAAAGAAGCAACAUUGGUCUCCCCAACCGUUACAGACCCGUUUCGCAGGCCGUGGCCCCUGCCGGACUUGGUCAUAUUCCUUCGCAGUCUUUCUCGAGUUCUCUGUCUGUGCUGGCUGACAACAAGAACCGGACGUCGAUGAGGAUUGUAAACAAGUCGGCUUCCGAUGACGAUGACGACGACGAAGAGGGCUGGGAGGCAAUGAAGAACAAGAGAGAAAAGAAGAGGUCUCUCUGGAGAAGCAAAAAGAACCUGAGCUCAGUGAUUUGA
Trichoderma breve is the source of this 2694-nucleotide messenger RNA. RefSeq lists its product as uncharacterized. The coding region runs from base 1 to 2694 and encodes 897 amino acids. The record is from RefSeq and is a predicted model, not a curated record. The transcript is spliced from 5 exons. Lineage: Eukaryota; Fungi; Ascomycota; Sordariomycetes; Hypocreales; Hypocreaceae.